This is a messenger RNA of Rhinolophus ferrumequinum (greater horseshoe bat), 2102 nucleotides long. It is a transcript of the gene ZP1, whose product is annotated as zona pellucida glycoprotein 1. The transcript has 12 exons. The record is from RefSeq and is a predicted model, not a curated record. Gene Ontology annotation, biological process: binding of sperm to zona pellucida; prevention of polyspermy. Gene Ontology annotation, cellular component: egg coat. The coding region runs from base 1 to 1863 and encodes 620 amino acids. Gene Ontology annotation, molecular function: acrosin binding; structural constituent of egg coat. Lineage: Eukaryota; Metazoa; Chordata; Mammalia; Chiroptera; Rhinolophidae.
AUGGCUGGAGCCUUGGUCACGGCCUGCGGUCACUGUGUGGCCUUGCUGCUGCUGGUCACUCUGGGACUGGCUCGGUGGCCACACCCCGAGCCUGGUGUCCCAGGCCUGCGGCACAGCUACGACUGUGGGGUGAAAGGCAUGCAGCUGCUGGUGUUCCCCCAGUCAGGCCAGACUGUUCGCUUCAAGGUGGUGGAUGAAUUUGGGAAUCGAUUUGAGGUGAACAACUGCUCCAUCUGCUACCACUGGGUCACAGCCAAGCCCCAGGGACCUGCAGUCUUCUCUGCUGAUUACAAAGGCUGCCACGUGCUGGAGAAGGACGGGCACUCCCACCUGACAGUGUUCAUAGAAGUUGUGCUGCCCGAUGGUCAUGUUGAUGUAGCACGAGAUGUCACCCUGGUCUGUCCCAAACCUGACUACACCUGGACUCUGGACGGCCACCUGGCGCCACCUACCACAGUCUCACUUUCUACCGCUCAUACUCAUCCCCUUCACCCCGUCCCAGAGCACAGCUUCGACCGUCCAACCUUGGCCUCACCAUCCCUUGGAUCUGGACCCACGCACCCCACCCUGGCUCGCCCCCAGUGGGGCAUCUUGGAGCACUGGGGGGUUGCCAAGCCAACUGACAAAGGUACCUAUCUGUCCCGGGAACGGUGCCAGGUGGCCUCUGGGCACAUCCCCUGCAUAGUGAGAAGAAGUUCAAAGGAAGCCUGUCAGCAAGCUGGCUGCUGCUAUGACGACACCAGAGAGGUUCCCUGUUACUAUGGCAAUACAGUGACUGUCCAGUGCUUCACACAUGGCCACUUCAGUCUGGUGGUGUCCCGAGAAACAGCCUUGGCACACAGGGUCUCACUGGCUGGCAUCCACCUGGCCUACGCGCCCACCGGCUGCUCCCCGACCCAGGAGACGGGAUCCUUUGUAGUCUUCCACUUCCCUCUCACCCACUGCGGCACCACCAUCCAGGUGAUUGGCAACCAGCUCAUCUAUGAGAACCAGCUAGUAUCUGACAUCGAUGUCCAAAUGGGGCCACAGGGUUUGGUCACACGGGAUGGCACCUUCAGGCUUAAUGUUCGCUGUGUCUUCAAUGCCAGCAACUUCCUGCCCCUGCAGGCGUCCAUCUUCCCACCCCCUUCGCCAGUCCCCGUGACCCAGUCUGGCCCCCUGCGGCUCGAGCUGCGGAUCGCCAAAGAUGAGACUUUCCGCUCCUACUACCGGGAGGAGGAGUACCCCAUCGUGAGGCUGCUUCGGGAGCCUGUCCCGGUGGAGGUGCGGCUCCUGCAGAGGACAGACCCCAGUCUGGUGCUGGUGCUGCACCAGUGCUGGGCCACCCCCGGCGCCAACCCCUUCCAGCAGCCCCAGUGGCCCAUCCUGUCAGACGGAUGUCCUUUCCACGGUGACAGCUACAAGACCCAAAUGAUAGCCUUGGACAAGGCCAAGCUGCCCUUCCCGUCUCACUACCAGCGCUUCACCAUUGCCACCUUCGCCCUCCUGGACGUGGGCUCCCAGAGGGCCCUCAGGGGACCGGUUUACUUCUUCUGCAGUGCCUCUGCCUGCUCCCCGUCAGGGCUGAGGACUUGCUCAACUAGCUGUGGCUCUGGGACUGCCAGACGUCGACGAUCCUCUCGUCACAACGACACUGCCAGGCCCCAGGACAUUGUGAGCUCUCCGGGGCCGGUGGGCUUUGAGGAUUCGUACAGGCAGGAGCCUACGCUGGGGCCCUCAGGCUCCACCAGGAACUCCAACCCAAGCCCUCUCCUCUGGGUGGUCCUUUUGCUGGUGGCUGCUGCCCUGGUCCUAGGCAUCAGUAUUUUCGUGGGCCUGAGUCAGGUCCAGGCUCAGAGGCUCCAGGAAGGCAACAGAGGGUGAAGGGGCUCAAUAAACCAGCCUACUGAAAGCAGGUGUGGAAGGCCUUUUGUGACGACUAGAACGGAAUUUGUUGUCUUAGAAACUAGUUCCUUCGUGUCAGCUCUGUCCUUUCAGAAUUGUGGCCUCUAUUAUAAAUACUGGGUAGAGUCCAGUGUCUCCCAGGGCUGAAUUUGGGAGACUCUGCCUCUCAGCAAGGAGAGACAUGAUUCCAGGUAGAGAGGACAGGACAAGUGAAAGAA